AAGUUAAUAUUAUUGUCGUCUGCUUCGAAGAGGGUCACCAAAGAGAAACAGUGGAAGACCAAAUAUGGAAUUCCCCAGUGAUGACGUCAUCAGAGAGCUGGAGAACAGAGAGUACAGUAUAGAGGGAUAUUUCUCCAAGUCAGAACUGGCCAAACUCUCUAAGGUGGAGCUGCAAAGAUACAAGAACAUGAGGAAGAACUAUGAGAUAAUGCUGGCUGUUGGAUUACCAGCAGUGAUGCCUGAGUUUAUGAAGGGACCCAGGUCCAGAGGAAAAAGAAAACUCAAGAAAGUGGAAUCAGACAGCGAUGAAGAAUGGACUCCUUACAAGUCUACGAGGGAAAAGAAACAAACAAUUAGGUUUUCUUUCCCUGAAAAGGUGCAAAAGGAAAAUAAACCAAGAAAAAUAAAGACUGAGAAAAAUACGAAAAACAUGAAGAAAACAGAGUCACAUACAUAUCCACUUAGAGUACAAGAAAGACUUAAUUACAUGGACGUUGAAGUGCCAGAUGAUGACGAUUUUAUAUACUGUGAGGAAUGUAACCAGGAACAUGAAGGUGACUGUCCAAUACAUGGUCCACUGUUAGUGGUCACUGAUACAGAGAUAUAUAGAAAGGGGCAUCCAAGUCAUUUUGUGAAUGCUUUUAAAGAACCGUUCAGUAACUGGAUGAGAUAUGUCAACUGCGCUAGAUCAGAAUCGGAACAAAACCUGGUGGCCUUUCAGUACAAGGGACAGAUCUAUUACAGAUCUUUUAAAGACAUCCCUGCAGGGACAGAACUCUUGGUAUGGUAUGGUCAUGAAUAUGGUAGAGAACUAGGAAUAUAUAGAGAAGAAAUGGAUGUUCCUCCAAAAUUUGUAAAUGGAGAGGUCUUCAGCUGUCCUUGGUGUGAUAUGGGAUUCAUGAUCAGUUACAAGGAAUAUCUGGCAAAAAACUGUAAAUACAAGCAUGGACAUAGUUUUUUAAGGUGCAUUAAGCCAUAUACAGGUGAUGAUAUUUUCCGUUGUCCAUAUUGCAACGUUUGCUUUAGUACACCAGACUUUCUAAAGAGACAUAAAUUAUAUUGCAAGAAGAAAGAAAAAGAAAAUUGUGACAGUGCGAAUUCAGACAGAUCAUAUUCCAAAGAGGUUGAUAACCAAGUGAAAGGGACCGUUUUAAAUAUCUUCUGUAGAUCAAAUGUAUUACAGAGCAGUAUAGUUCACAGAAAAAAUGCCGUCAUAUCUGAUACCAUCAUCAAAGUGAAUUCUCAGAAUAAAACAUGUAACUGUGAUACAUGUAUGACUCAGACUGUGUUAAAUAAAAGGGAACAUUUACACAGGCACAAUAUAACACAAACAGUAAAUGAAUCACAUCAAUCUGAUGUCUGUAGAAAGGGUUCCUUAGAGAAAUACAAGGAGGUACAUACCAGUGAUAAGCCUUAUAAGUGUGAUGUUUGUGGGAAGGCAUUCAGCCACUCACAGAAUUUGAAGAGUCACACGAGGACACAUACAGGUGAUAAACCUUAUAAAUGUGAUGUGUGUGGGAAGGCAUUCAGCCUCUCACAAAAUUUGAAGAGUCACAUGAGGACACAUACAGGUGAAAAACCUUAUAAAUGUGAUGUGUGUGGGAAAGCAUUCAGCCAGUCACGUCACUUACAGACUCACAUGAGGACACAUUCAGGUGAUAAACCUUAUAGAUGUGAUGUUUGUGGGAAGGCGUUCAACGAUCCAUGUAACUUUCAGAAACACAUAAGGAUACAUACAGGUGAAAAGCCUUAUAAAUGUGAUGUAUGUGAAAAGGCAUUCACUCAGUCAAGCACCUUACAUACACACAUGAGAACACAUACAGGUGUUAAACCUUAUAGAUGUGAUGUUUGUGGGAAGGCGUUCAUCGCCCCAGGUAACUUGCAGAGACACGUGAAGACGCAUACAGAUAAACCUUGGAAAUGUGAUAUGUGUGGGAAGGCAUUCAGUCACUCACAAAAUUUGAAGAGACACAUGAGGACACAUACAGGUGAUAAACCUUGUAAAUGUGAAGUGUGUGGAAUGGCAUUCACUCUGUCAAGUUCCUUACAUGCACAUAUGAGAACACAUACAGGUGAUAAACCUUAUAAGUGUGAUGUUUGUGGGAAGGCAUUCAGCCACUCACAGUAUUUGAAGAGUCACAUGAGGACACAUACAGGUGAAAAACCUUAUAAAUGUGAUGUGUGUGGGAAAGCAUUCACUCAGUCACAUCACUUACGUAGUCACAUGAGGACACAUACAGGUGAUAAACCUUAUAGAUGUGAUGUUUGUGGGAAAGCGUUCAACGAUCCAUGUAACUUUCAGAAACACAUAAGGACACAUACAGGUGAAAAGCCUUAUAAAUGUGAUGUAUGUGAAAAGGCAUUCACUCAGUCAAGCACCUUACAUGCACACAUGAGAACACAUACAGGUGUUAAACCUUAUAGAUGUGAUGUUUGUGGGAAAGCAUUCAGCCACUCACAAAAAUUGAAGAGACACGUGAAGACACAUACAGGUGAUUAACCUAGUAAAUGUGAAGUGUGUGGAAUGGCAUUCACUCUGUCAAGUUCCUUACAUGCACAUAUGAGAACACAUACAGGUGAUAAAUCUUAUAAAUGUGAUAUGUGUCGGAAGGCUUUCAACCAUUCGCAGAACUUACAGACACACAUGAAGACACAAACUGGUGAUAAACUUUAUUAAUGUGAUGUUUGUCGGAAGGCAUUUAGCGACGCGGGUAGCUAUAUAAAUAUUCAGAGAUAUGAUGUGUGUGGGAGACAUUCAGCCAGUCAAGUGAUGUAUGAUAA
Saccostrea cuccullata (small rock oyster) is the source of this 2781-nucleotide messenger RNA. Its product is annotated as zinc finger protein ZFP2-like. The coding region runs from base 65 to 2500 and encodes 811 amino acids. NCBI's taxonomy places the organism in Eukaryota, Metazoa, Mollusca, Bivalvia, Ostreida, Ostreidae. The transcript has 10 exons. Gene Ontology annotation, biological process: regulation of transcription by RNA polymerase II. Gene Ontology annotation, molecular function: protein binding; RNA polymerase II cis-regulatory region sequence-specific DNA binding; DNA-binding transcription factor activity, RNA polymerase II-specific. The record is from RefSeq and is a predicted model, not a curated record.